Messenger RNA from Aethina tumida (small hive beetle), 501 nucleotides. RefSeq names its product U6 snRNA-associated Sm-like protein LSm2. Gene Ontology annotation, biological process: mRNA splicing, via spliceosome. Gene Ontology annotation, cellular component: Lsm1-7-Pat1 complex; precatalytic spliceosome; catalytic step 2 spliceosome. The transcript is spliced from 4 exons. Gene Ontology annotation, molecular function: RNA binding. The record is from RefSeq and is a predicted model, not a curated record. NCBI's taxonomy places the organism in Eukaryota, Metazoa, Arthropoda, Insecta, Coleoptera, Nitidulidae. The coding region runs from base 129 to 416 and encodes 95 amino acids.
AUACUAUUUAAGAAUUAUUAUUAUUACCUGCGGUUUCUAUUGCUCAUUUGACAACAAAAUGUCAGAUGUCACUAUUAGUAAAUCUAACCUCAAAAUUGUGAUCUAGUCGUUUAAAAACUUGAUACAAAAUGCUAUUUUACUCGUUCUUUAAGUCACUAGUCGGCAAGGACGUAGUGGUUGAACUAAAAAACGAUUUGAGUAUAUGUGGGACGCUCCAUUCUGUGGAUCAAUACCUCAACAUAAAACUUUCCGACAUAAGUGUAACAGAUACAGAAAAAUAUCCACACAUGUUGUCAGUGAAGAAUUGUUUCAUCAGAGGAUCAGUUGUAAGAUAUGUUCAGUUGCCUGCUGAUGAAGUGGACACACAACUUCUACAAGACACAGCCAGGAAAGAAGCUUCAGCCCCAACGAGAUAACUAGACAAAUUUUGAUUUACAACCAAUAAUUUUAAGUUUAUUAAUAUAAUUCAAAAUUGGAAUAAAAACUUCAUUUUUUGACCUC